This is a messenger RNA of Neoarthrinium moseri, 1527 nucleotides long. RefSeq lists its product as uncharacterized. Gene Ontology annotation, biological process: spliceosomal snRNP assembly. Bases 1 to 1527 code for a protein of 508 amino acids. Gene Ontology annotation, cellular component: nucleus; SMN complex. The transcript has a single exon. The record is from RefSeq and is a predicted model, not a curated record. Lineage: Eukaryota; Fungi; Ascomycota; Sordariomycetes; Amphisphaeriales; Apiosporaceae.
AUGGCAGAGAAGCGCCUAGCUGAAGAGGAUGCAUCGCGACAGGCCAAGAAACAUCGACACAGUGGCUCCUCGGCAACCUCCAAACGCCGUGGUGGUACUGGAGUUGACGAAACGUAUGGCCAGCGAUCGGCCUUUGGAUCACUCGACUUCACGACGGCUCCAGAUGACGGCGAGUACGAGUGGGAAGACGAGACAGACGCCUUAGCAUAUCUCAAGUCGGUCCGAGAAGAAGCACGGGGCAUUCCCCAUGUCCUGGCGGCGAAGAAAGCCGGGCCAGAGUUGCCAGAGGGCGCCGUCGACCGGAGCAUCUACCAAGACGGCCGAGGCGACUUCAGAGGGUUCUACCAUGAUGGCGCAUAUACGGCAUACCCCGACAAUUACCACGAGGAAGAGGAGGAUGAGGACGAGGGUGACUAUGGGGCCGAGGCAGGAGACGAAGGCACAGACCCUGCCGACCAAGCCGACGACGGAGAGCUCUACAGCGACGACACCAGCAGCAUAGCUGGUCCGCGCAACAGCAAUUCAGCCGAGAUUCAUCAAGCAUACUACAUCACGCUCAUCGACCAAUACACGAGCCUGCGGGAUCUGAUGCAGGCAGAGCCGCCUGAUAGCGUGGUUGCAGCUCUUCCUGGAGACCACCCUUCAGAAGUCAAGGGUUUUGGUGCAAAGUGGGACACGUUCAACCAGUGGUCACACCGUAUCAGAAACACCGAUCCCCUGCCUGCCCAAAUCGCCCUGAUGCAGAAGGAGAGCGUCCUCCGCCUGCUGCGCAUCAUCCUCGGGGGCAAGUUCUUCAGGAAAGGACAGGAACUGCGCGAGCGAACCAGCCGGUGGAUGUGGGCACUCCUUGCGCGGCUGCCUGAGAAAGGCGAGCUCGACUACCAGGAGAUCGGCUGCAUCCGCGAGCUGGGAAAGCGCGCAAUCAUGUUCAUGCUGAGCCUGGCCGAGGCCGAGGUCCUACGCGAGCAGUACGGCGUGGGUGGAAGUGGAGGCAGUGAAGACGACGCAGAGCUGGAUGCGGAUGGGGGGAUCGAUGAAGAGUUUGAGCAGGACGACAUCGAGGAGGCCGAAGCCUUGGAUUUAAGCCAGACUCCUCAGGUCCCAGAAGGUAAAGCAAGACUGGAAAGACCGGUCACAACCGAGGAUUUCUCAGCGCCGCGGAAAGCCAACGACGACAUAUCAACUCGCGCGCCACAGGCAGUCAACCAGCUUGCGUCUCCCCAGUCUGACGUGGCGAUGGAGAUCGAGUCGGACGAGGAGGAUGGGGAAGUAUCAACCGAACCCAAAGUGCAAAGCGAACCAGCGGCUGACAUUGAGGCGGUCAAGGCCCGGCUUCUAGCCCAGCUCGACGACAUCGACGUUCCCACAGGUGAGGAGGCGCCGACGAGCCCGGACGACGACGAGGCCAGCAGAGCCUUGGUCAACGUGCGCGCCACGCUGAACAUGAUCCUCACGAUUGCCGGUGAGUUCUACGGACAGCGAGACCUGCUAGAGUUCAGGGAUCCCUUUGAGCGCAUCGUUGAUUAG